AUGCCUCGCCGUGGUCGUGAAGCUUCUCCGGCUAUGUCCGAGAACGAGUUCGACAUCACGAGUGCACUUUUCCAAAAUGACAACGAUUCCGACGUCGAUGUCGGCAACUCGGCUCCCCGACAGAAACCCAAUACCACGCAAGACCUUGAUUUUCUCAACGCCGAUGAUGACGGUGAUGCGGCCUUCAUUGCGACACAACAGGCAUCGGCGAACCGAAAAGGCUCCAAUCUCAAGGGGCGUACGGUGAAGAAAGGUGGUGGCUUCCAGGUCAUGGGUCUCAAUUCCAAUUUGCUCAAGGCCAUCGCGCGCAAAGGUUUCUCAGUCCCGACUCCCAUUCAACGAAAGACAAUUCCUGUGAUUAUGGACGACAAGGACGUUGUCGGUAUGGCUCGAACUGGUUCCGGAAAGACUGCAGCAUUCGUCAUUCCCAUGAUUGAGAAAUUGAAGAGCCACAGCGCCACGUUCGGUGCUCGCGCUUUGAUCAUGUCGCCCUCGCGUGAACUUGCUCUCCAGACUUUGAAGGUUGUCAAGGAAAUGGGACGUGGUACAGAUUUGAGAUCGGUCUUGCUCGUUGGUGGUGAUAGUCUGGAGGAUCAGUUCGCCAUGAUGGCCGGCAACCCCGAUAUCGUGAUCGCGACACCCGGUCGAUUCUUGCACUUGAAGGUCGAGAUGGACCUUGACCUUUCGAGUAUCCGUUAUGUCGUUUUCGACGAGGCUGAUCGACUUUUCGAAAUGGGUUUCGCCGCACAACUGACUGAAAUUCUUCAUGGCCUUCCGUCCCAUCGACAGACACUCCUUUUCUCAGCUACUCUUCCCAAAUCGCUUGUGGAAUUUGCGCGCGCUGGUCUGCAAGAGCCCAGCCUUGUGCGUCUAGAUACUGAGAGCAAGAUCUCUCCCGAUCUUCAAAAUGCGUUCUUUGCUGUCAAGUCGUCCGACAAGGAGGGUGCAUUGCUUCAUAUCUUGCACAACAUCAUCAAAAUGCCAACUGGUCCUACCGAGGCUACGCAACGGUUCAAGGCAGAAGGCGACAAUUUCAAGGACAGAAAGCGCAAGAGACCGCACUCAGGAAGGUCUAUCUACAAGGAGUCUCCCACAGAACACUCUACCAUUGUCUUCGCUGCGACGAAACAUCACGUCGACUAUCUCUACUCCCUCCUGGUUGAAGCCGGGUUUGCCACAUCAUACGCCUACGGUAGUCUUGACCAACUGGCAAGAAAGAUUCAGGUCGAGAACUUCAGGAAGGGAAUUUCCAACAUCCUUGUUGUCACUGACGUGGCUGCUCGUGGUAUUGAUAUUCCCGUUCUGGCCAACGUGAUCAACUACGAUUUCCCUUCCCAGCCUAAGAUUUUCGUUCAUCGUGUUGGUCGUACAGCCCGUGCCGGGCAGGCUGGUUGGAGUUACAGUCUGGUCCGCGACGCGGAUGCCCCAUAUCUACUUGAUCUCCAACUGUUCCUGGGUCGACGUUUGGUCGUAGGCCGUCAAUUUGGGACUGAGGUCAACUACGCCGAAGACGUAGUCACCGGUACUCUUUCCCGCGAUCCGCUUUCUCAGAGCUGUGAAUGGGUCAACAAAGUCUUAGCUGAGUCUACCGAUAUUGCCUCGCAGCGUCAGGUCUCAGUUCGAGGUGAAAAGCUGUACAUGCGCACUCGAAACGCUGCAUCCAUCGAGAGCGCCAAGCGAGCUAAAAAGGUCACGGCCACCGAGGAUUGGUCUACGCUUCACCCCCUGUUCAACGACGAUGAGAGCCAGAUGGAAGCAGAACGUGAGAAGAUGCUCGCCCGUAUCGGCGGCUUCCGGCCAUCGGAGACCGUCUUCGAGGUCCAGAACCGACGUGGAGGCAAGCAAGAGGGCGGAGAAACUAUCGAUACCAUCAAACGACUCCGUGCCACAGUCGACAAGAAGAAGCUCCGUGCCCAAAGCAAGGAACAGUCCGAGCUGGCCGAACUGGGUAUCACCGUUAAACAGGCGAAUGGUGGGAAUGACGAUGUUGAGGAUGAUGACAUUCCCGACGAAGCUGGAGAUAACAUGUCCGAGGCAGACGAGUCUGACCUCGAAGUCACUUUCUCCUCCUACAACCAGAAGGGCAAAACUGAUCAGUCGAAUGAGAUAUCGGCAACUUCAUUCCAGAACCCCGAUUACUUCAUGGGCUACACACCCGCAAACCAUAACAGUGCAGAAGACCGUGCCUACGGUGUUCACUCUGGUACCAAUUCCAACUUCGCGCACGAGUCGCGCAACGCGACUAUGGACCUCAACGGAGAUGAAGGCCAGAAGAACUUUGGUGAGAACCGUUCUGUCAUGCGCUGGGACAAGCGACACAAGAAGUACGUCGCCCGUCAGAACGACGAGGAUGGAUCCAAGGGCACACGCCUUGUCCGUGGUGAGAGUGGUGCCAAGAUUGCCGCCAGUUUCCGCAGCGGACGAUUCCAGAGCUGGAAGAAGGGCAAGCGUAUGAGCAACCUGCCUCGCGUGGGUGAAGCGGAGACGCCUGGUCUCUCGACCGGUUCGGGCAUACCGGGUGCGCAUGGCCCCGGUGGUCGAUUCCGACACCAGAGGCAACAGGCUCCCAAGCGGGCCGACCCGUUGCGUUACGACUACGAGAAACAGAAGAAGAAGAACGACACUGCUCGGGACCGUCAGCAAUCACAGGUUGGCGGUGCUGCCUCUCACGGAAAGAGUGAGAUUCGCUCGACUGAUGAUAUUCGGAAGGCGCGGAAGCUGCAGCAGAGACGCCGUGAAAAGAACGCGCGCCCUUCGAGGAAGCGUUAAAAAGGGGAAGCGAGGGAGGAUGGAUGAAGUCUUGUAUACAUAGUCUAGGGAGGUGCAUCGUUUGGAUGAUGUCUAUACCUGCCAUCUGCAUUGGAGAUACCACACCAAUUAUUGUUAUCAUGAACACAACCAUAUUCAGCC
Penicillium subrubescens is the source of this 2910-nucleotide messenger RNA. RefSeq names its product ATP-dependent RNA helicase DBP10. Lineage: Eukaryota; Fungi; Ascomycota; Eurotiomycetes; Eurotiales; Aspergillaceae. Gene Ontology annotation, cellular component: nucleus. Bases 1 to 2769 code for a protein of 922 amino acids. The record is from RefSeq and is a predicted model, not a curated record. The transcript has 2 exons. Gene Ontology annotation, molecular function: ATP binding; RNA helicase activity; RNA binding.